AUGACAGGUCAGUUACCUUUCCAACGAACCACUCCCGCACGUCCGUUUGCCGUCACUGGAGUGGACUACGCAGGCCCAGUCUAUUUAAAGCCGAUACAUAAACGCGCCGCAGCAUCCAAAGCAUAUCUCAGUAUUUUUGUUUGUUUCGUAACGAAGGCCGUACACAUUGAGCUGGUAGGCGAUCUAUCUACUGCUGCCUUUCUCACUGCAUUACGAAGAUUUAUUGCUCGUCGUGGUUGUCCGUUGCACAUACACUCGAAUAACGGUAAAAACUUUGAGGGUGCCCGCAAUGAACUUCACGUUUUAUACAAACAGCUACACGAUAAAAAUUAUGUAGGAGAGAUUGCAGAAGUAUGUGCAAAUCAGGGGAUCCAGUGGCAUAUGACACCACCGAAAGCCCCACAUUUUGGUGGGCUAUGGGAGGCCGCAGUGAAGGUGGCGAAAAAGCACUUACAUCGGCAGCUAGGGAACGCCAUGCUAUCCUUCGAGGAUAUGGCAACGGUGCUUGCAGAAAUCGAAGCAGCAAUGAACUCCAGACCCCUAACGCCCCUCACAGAAGACCCCAACGAUUUAUCCAUCUUGACACCAGCACAUUUCCUAAUAGGCGAAUCAUUGACCGCUCUGCCUGCUCCUGACUUCAGCGCCAGUCCGAUCGGCCGCUUGAGUCACUACCAGCGCCUUCAGCAACGAGUGCAGCAUUUCUGGCAUCAAUGGAAACGCGAAUAUCUACAGGAGUUGCAGAAGGAGAACAAACACAUCGCACCAAACACUUCGUUUCAGCCAGGAAGAAUGGUGAUCGUCGUUGAUGACUUUUUGGCUCCUGUGAAGUGGCCGCUAGCGAGAAUAGUCAGCGCAAGUCCAGGAGUAGAUGGUCUUACUCGGGUCGUCGAUCUUCGCACCAGCAGAGGUAUCAUCCGCCGACCAAUUACUAAAAUUUGCCUAUUGCCUUACGAAACCGAGAACGAGAAGGAAGAUUAA
Wyeomyia smithii (pitcher-plant mosquito) is the source of this 978-nucleotide messenger RNA. RefSeq lists its product as uncharacterized. The coding region runs from base 1 to 978 and encodes 325 amino acids. The transcript has a single exon. The record is from RefSeq and is a predicted model, not a curated record. Gene Ontology annotation, molecular function: nucleic acid binding. Gene Ontology annotation, biological process: DNA integration. NCBI's taxonomy places the organism in Eukaryota, Metazoa, Arthropoda, Insecta, Diptera, Culicidae.